Phytophthora sojae is the source of this 183-nucleotide messenger RNA. RefSeq lists its product as hypothetical. The transcript has a single exon. The annotation marks the transcript as partial. The record is from RefSeq and is a predicted model, not a curated record. Lineage: Eukaryota; Oomycota; Peronosporomycetes; Peronosporales; Peronosporaceae.
AUGGUGACUCUGUGCUGCGCCAUCGUUCGCGUCCCGGGAAGCGCGUUCCCUGUGGAUAUCGACGAGAACAAGUUGGUGGGUCACCUGAAGGAUGAGAUCAAGAAGAUGAACCCAGCGACGGUCAUUUGCGACGCCAAUGUUCUGGAGGUCUUCCUAGCGAGGCGACACGAUGGCGAGUGGAUG